CUCAGUGUUGAGCGAGGUCAAGAAGCAGCUGCGCGUCGCCUGCCCGCUCGUCGCCGGAUGCCUCCUGCAGUACGUAGUCCAGAUGGUCUCCGUCAUGUUCGUCGGACACCUCGGCAAGGUCGAGCUCGCCGGCGCCGCCGUGGCCACCUCCUUCGCCGGCGUCACCGGCUUCAGCUUGCUGGUAAACAUCCCGUACUGUCCGAGCCUCACUCGUACAAAAUGUUUGCGCUCUCUGUCGUGCCACCGGACUGACAGCGCGCGCCGCACGGCGCGUCGUCCUUGCCAGACAGGCAUGGCAUGCAGCCUGGACACGCUGUGCGGGCAGGCCUUCGGCGCGGGUCAGCACCACCUGCUCGGCGUCUACAAGCAGCGGGCCAUGCUGGUGCUCACGCUGGUGAGCGUCCCGGUGGCGGCGGCCUGGGCCUUCGCCGGCGAGGCCCUCGCGCGGUGCGGCCAGGACCCGGAGGUCGCCGCGGCCGCGGGGCGCUACAUCCGGUGCCUCAUCCCGGCGCUGUUCAUGUUCGGCCCGCUGCAGUGCCACGCCCGGUUCCUGCAGACGCAGAACGCCGUCGUGCCGGCGAUGCUGAGCUCCGGCGCCGCCGCCGUGGCCCACCCGGCCGUCUGCUGGCUGCUGGUGCGCAGGCUCGGCCUCGGCAGCCGCGGCGCCGCGCUGGCCAACGGCGUCUCCUACCUGGCCAACCUAUCCUUCCUGGCGCUCUACGUCAGGCUCUCGCCGUCCUGCAAGACCACCUGGCAGGGGUUCUCCCGCGAGGCGCUCCGCGGCAUCACCGGCUUCUUGAAGCUCGCCGUGCCGUCUGCUCUCAUGGUCUGCAUGGAGUGGUGGACAUUUGAGCUACUGUUGCUGAUCUCUGGUCUUCUCCCGAACCCUCAGCUCGAGGCGGCCGUGCUUUCCAUCUGCUUCAACACCAACUCCUUGGCGUUCAUGGUCGCAACUGGACUUGGUACUGCCGUAAGCACGCGUGUUUCGAACGAGCUCGGCGCAGGGCGGCCACAGGCGGCCCGUCUGGCGGCCAGGGUGGUCAGGUUCCUGCCGGUCUGCUUAGGCGUGUCCGAAGGGCUUGUGGUGGUGCUGGUGCGCAGCAUCUGGGGGCACGCUUACAGCAACGACAAGGAAGUGACCAAGUACACGACCAGAAUGAUGCCCCUUGUAGCAGCUUCCAUCAUGCUUGAUUGCCAGCAGUCCGCUCUUUCAGGAGUUGUCAGGGGCUGUGGUGAGCAAAAGAUAGGUGCUUCCAUCAACCUUGCAGCCUAUUACCUUGCUGGAAUCCCUGCCGCGGUCAUUUUCGCUUUUAUCUGCCAUCUUGGAGGAAUGGGGCUUUGGUUAGGGCUCUUGUGCGGGCUGGUGGUGCAGAUUUUCUUGCUUCUGUCCAUUACAUUGCGCAUCAACUGGGACAAAGAAGCACUGAAGGCAAAUGAUCGAGUUUCUAUUUCUACUCUUCCUAUAGACAUGACAUCCGUUAACUGAACAAGUUAAUGCAUCUCCGGGGCUACGGAACCUUUUAUGGCGAUUGGGCAUAUCACAUAGAAUUCUUAUUCGAUCAAGAAAGGAUGUCCCUUCCCAGCCAAAGUUGCUGUUUAGCCUACCACUGUAUUCAUAUGAAUCAAAUCUUCUCUACUUCAGGACAGUCGCGAAGCAUUGGUGCCGGUGCAAGUAAGAUGGCAUGAAUUAGACUGAAGUCUUGAUUCAGUCAGUAGUCAGCAGAGCACGGUGGUUUAGAUAUGUUUAAGGAUGCCGCUGAAGUUUUUGGAUGGUGUUCCUCCUUAUUUAAGCAAACAUGUUAUUGCUAUGUUUCUUAAAUUUCUUUUUUUCGGUUUUAGUACAUUAUGCUUGUGCAAGGUGCUAUUGUGGUGGUUAUUCCAAUUGGUAUCAUCAAAAUCAAGAAAUAAAUGCUAAAGAAAACAAUACUGUG
Molecule: messenger RNA, 1931 nt
Organism: Panicum hallii
Lineage: Eukaryota; Viridiplantae; Streptophyta; Magnoliopsida; Poales; Poaceae
Product: protein DETOXIFICATION 16-like
Exons: 7
Coding region: 83-1486 (467 amino acids)
Biological process (GO): xenobiotic detoxification by transmembrane export across the plasma membrane
Cellular component (GO): membrane
Molecular function (GO): antiporter activity; xenobiotic transmembrane transporter activity
Source: RefSeq, a predicted model, not a curated record